Molecule: messenger RNA, 2889 nt
Organism: Xenopus laevis (African clawed frog)
Lineage: Eukaryota; Metazoa; Chordata; Amphibia; Anura; Pipidae
Gene: slc2a11.3.L
Product: solute carrier family 2, facilitated glucose transporter member 11 gene 3 L homeolog
Exons: 12
Coding region: 161-1654 (497 amino acids)
Source: RefSeq, marked inferred
GUUGGCCCUUACAUAAAACCUACUCUUAAGCUCUCCUCGUGUUCAGUAGCUAAUACACUGAAGGUAGAUGAAAUUAUAUCAAUAUUAAGCUAUCCUGUGUUGGAUCAAUUUGUCGGUAUAUUUACCAGCCUCAGGAAACACAGACAGCAGCAGCAUUAUAAUGGCUAACAUAUCUGCUCACUUGGUUCAAUAUCGAGGUCUUUUCUUCAUGACCUUUAUCAUGGGCAUUGGGUGCCCCUUUCAGUAUGGUUACCAAAUGUCUGUCCUGAAUUCACCUUCUCCGUUCAUUAAACAAUUAAUCAAUGAGACUUGGAUAAGAAGAAAUGGAGCCAUGAUAACUCAGGGAACACAGACACUGAUCUGGUCAUUGAUGGUGUCAGUGUUUAGCAUUGGUUGUCUUAUUGGGUCGGUUUCAUCAGGAUACCUAAGUGGAAAAACUGGAAAGAAGAAAUGCCUGAUCUAUAGCUCUUCCCUGCCCAUAAUCAACACAGUUCUUAUGGGUGUGAGUCAGGCAGUGCACCUCUUCGAGUUGAUUCUCGUUGGACGUUUCCUCUGUGGCUUAUACGUAGGUCUCGGACUGAAUAUCCAUGCUCAGUACAUUGGGGAGAGUGCACCCAGAAAACUACUUGGCUUUUUCAAUACCCUGGCUCCCAUAUUUGUAACACUGGGCAAACUGUGUGGGCAGAUUGUUGGAAUUAGGGAGUUAUUUGGUACAGAAUUGAUGUGGCCCUACAUCCUGGUCCCCUGCGGAAUCACAUCCCUGGUCCAGCUGAUCACACUGCCUUUCUUCCCUGAAACCCCUCAUCACCUUCUGCAUGUCAGGGGUGACAAGGAAGCCUGUUUGAAAGCCCUGAAGCAACUGUGGGGGGACAGAGACCAUCAGGCAGAGAUGGAAGAAAUCAUAGAACAGCAAAGGGCCCAGAAGAAAACUGGAAACAUGAGCAUUUUGGAGCUGUUAAAGGACUCUUCCCAACGCUGGCAGCUCUAUUCUAUGAUUGGCUUGAUCCUCACCCUGCAACUUUCUGGUGUCAAUGCAAUUUACUUUUAUGCCUAUGAUGUGUUCCGAGCAGCUAACUUUCCACCUGACAAGAUCUCCUAUGUCUCCUUAGGAGUUGGGGCCUUUGAAUUUGUAUCUGCUAUGUUCUGUAGUCUGCUCAUUGAACGCUUUGGGAGGAAGUUUCUAAUUUUGGCUGGAUUUGGUCUUAUGUCUGUCAUUCUCGGACUUCUCAUAGUGACUCUUUCUUUGCAGGACUCCUACCUAUGGAUGCCCUACUGCAGUGUUGCUCUUGUUUUUUCCUUCAUUUUUGUGUUCGGAGCUGGCCCAGCUGGUGCCAUUUUCACUACCUGUGUUGAAAUCUUUGCACAAGUUCCCCGUGUUCCAGCCUUUGCUGUUUCUGGAGUGUUCAGCUGGGUAGGACUUUACAUCCUGGGAAUGAUCUUCCCAUAUCUGGUGGGGAGUCUCGGGCAGUUUUGCUUCCUCCUGUUUGUGGCAGUUUUGCUGAUAUCUUCCAUACUAACAUUCUUUAUUGUUCCUGAAACAAAAGGUAAAUCAAUAGCACAAAUUUCACAGGAAUUCAACAAGUUCAACUUUAGGAAAGAGCACAGGAAGACCAUAUGUGAAAACAAGGAGUACGUCCUUAGUACCAGAUUGUGAAGCUCUGAGCUGGGAGCUUCAGAUGAAAGGGAUGCGAGUGCCAGUGCACAUGGCUGUCACCCCAAAGCUAGACCUUGAAAGAAUGGACCGCUCCAACGCCAGAUCUGGGAUCAGCAAGCAGUCCUGGGGCUGUCCUCAAAUAGGGGCGGGGGGCUGAAUUUUGCUCUCAAGAAAGACCAGUCGUUGCUUAUCCCCAAAGUUACAGUGUGAUAUACAACUCUCCCUUGUGAUUGUUCCCACCUGUCUGUCAUGGAUCUCAUCCAAUAGCUGCCUUCAUAAGCCCUUCUCUGGAACCUCCCUCAAAGUGAAAUCUGUUGUAAAAAGUAGCUAAGCACUUUUCUGCCUGCCACAUCCCUGGCUGUGUGCCCCCCCCCCCACAUUCUUCCCUACUCUGUGUGUCCGUGCAGUUGUCAGUAUGCACAGUGGAGUGAGUCUGCUGUUGGAAUGACAGGCUAGUGCUACUGCAGUUGGUCAGGUUUGUAGGGACCACAUUGUCUUUCUUAGUACUAGUUGCUAUGUUCUGUGCUUAGGUAAGCUCUCAUACAGGUAAGAUACAUAAGGAACACACAUAACGAAGAGGGUUGUUGGCUCCUUAAUCCUUAAAUUUGUUUGCUAAAACUUGCUUAAUGAAUUAGGAUUUGGAUUAACCCCUCUAUUGCUGUUGUGAUCAUAGAAGUAUUAUAAAGCAGAGCUUUUUACUAUGCCAAUAGCAGUAAAAAGGUUGAGCUAAAUCAGAAUUCAGAAACAAGUUUUAGCAAUCGGUGAGGCCUAAGGAGGCAGCAACCCUCUUAUUUACGCUGACAAGUUGCGACCAUUGUUUCUUAUGACGUUUCCUUUAACAUUGGUAGAUGCAGUGUGCCUAGCAGGGUCGUUCAGAAUUUAAAACACACAUAUGAUUAAUAGUGUUUAUUGGGGUGUAUCAGCUGUUGGUUUAUCUUCAGAUUCAUUGGAAGGCUAAUGCUCCCCAUAGACGCGACGAUUCUUCUUGCCGAACGACCGAUUUUAGGGAAGUCCAACCAAUCCUUCGAAAUUAUCGUGCGGUUAGUGGGAUUCGAACGAUCGUACAUCUUACGAUUUUUCUGUCAGGAAAUUGAUCGGCCAGGUCAAAAAAAAUCUUAGUCGGCCCCAGUGUAAUCUAUCUAUGUUUGUAGGGCCAAGCAGGCAGCUCCCCUUUGUUUUCCUGGCAAAUUGGUCUUUUUAGUUGAUGGUAAAUUCGUACGAUCGUUCUGAGAAGA